CACACAAAAAUGAAGAAGUGAAGGCAGGAAAAGUUUCUCCAGAGGAAAAAUGCAGGGCUUGUCCUUCACCCUGACGUCAGAUCUGUCUUUAAUAAAAUCCCCAAAGAGCCAAGAGAAAAAGGCAGAGUGCCUAGGCUAGGUUACCAGUAAAGGAUUGCUCUGAAUUCCCGAAAGUGGUGUUUUUGUUCAAAACGGCUCUAAAUCUGGGUUCAAUCAAUGUAUUUAAUCCCGGCUUCCAGGGAUGAGGUGGCUUUUGCCCUGGAUUCUAGCAACAAGCAGCAUUUUGCAGGGCUGGAGGCGAGCAAAACAUUGUUCAGAGGCCAUUGCCCAGACCUCCACCAUCAUGACCCCCACCAUCCCUGCUGCAACAGAGGCCUACACACGGACUCAGUACUGUAAGUGGCCAUGCGAGUGUCCGAAGUCCCCACCUCGGUGCUCAGUAGGAGUCAGCCUUGUCACAGAUGGCUGCGAUUGCUGCAAGAUGUGCGCCAAGCAGCGUGGAGAAAGUUGCACUGAGGCUGAUACCUGUGAUUUUCACAGGGGCCUGUACUGUGACUACAGUGGAGACAGACCUAGGUACGAAAUAGGAGUAUGUGCACAGAUUGUCGGUGUAGGAUGUGUCCUCAAUGGAGUCAGAUAUAAUAAUGGGGACUCAUUUCAGCCCAACUGCAAAUACAAUUGCACAUGUAUUAAUGGGGCUGUGGGCUGUAUUCCCAUGUGCACAAACUCACGGCCUCCCCUUGUCUGGUGCCCGAACCCAAAACUGAUUAAGAUGGCAGGGAAGUGCUGUGAGCAGUGGGUUUGUGAUGACUCGAAGAAAAUCAGGAAGACUUCUCCACGCCACAUCUCUUCUGCAGCGUAUGAGGGGGAGGAUGAAGCCUGGCAGAAGAACUGCAUUGUUCAUACCUCACCGUGGAGUCCCUGCUCAAAGACCUGCGGGCUGGGCAUCUCCACGAGGAUUUCCAAUGACAAUGAUCAGUGCCGGCUCCUGAAGGAAAGCCGUCUGUGCAACAUGCGGCCCUGCGAGGUGGAUAUCACCAAGCACAUUAAGCCUGGGAAGAAGUGCCUGGCUGUCUACAGGGCCAAUGAACCCAUGAACUACACCAUCUCAGGAUGUGUAAGCAAAAGUCCCUAUAGACCCAAAUAUUGUGGUAUCUGCACAGACAACAGGUGCUGCACACCCUACAAGUCCAAGACUAUUGAAGUGAGGUUUGAUUGCCCAGAUGGAACUGAGAUAUCCUGGAAAAUCAUGUGGAUCAAUGCUUGUUUUUGCAACCUGAACUGCAAGAACCCCAAUGACAUCUUUGCCGACUUGGCUCAUUACCAUGAUUACUCUGAAAUUGCUAAUUAAAUUGGCUGAAUGCUGGAAUUGACUCAUUGCUCUGAUUUUACAGAGGUUUUAAAAUAAAAGGAGAAUCUUUCAACCAA
This is a messenger RNA of Coturnix japonica (Japanese quail), 1428 nucleotides long. It is a transcript of the gene CCN4, whose product is annotated as cellular communication network factor 4. Gene Ontology annotation, molecular function: heparin binding; integrin binding. The record is from RefSeq and is a predicted model, not a curated record. Gene Ontology annotation, cellular component: extracellular region; extracellular matrix. NCBI's taxonomy places the organism in Eukaryota, Metazoa, Chordata, Aves, Galliformes, Phasianidae. Gene Ontology annotation, biological process: cell adhesion; positive regulation of cell differentiation; signal transduction.